Molecule: messenger RNA, 1228 nt
Organism: Drosophila grimshawi
Lineage: Eukaryota; Metazoa; Arthropoda; Insecta; Diptera; Drosophilidae
Gene: Tsp68C
Exons: 3
Coding region: 1-1071 (356 amino acids)
Cellular component (GO): membrane
Source: RefSeq, a predicted model, not a curated record
AUGGGGUUAUUUCGCUGCUGGCUUUGCGGCACACUGCUUAUUGUGGCCGGUUGUUAUUUGUACACGGAUAGCAGAAGGAUUUUGCUGUCCCGCCUCCUGGCCGCGCCCAGUGAACAGCUGAACUCGCUGCCCCAACCGUUGCUUUAUUAUAUAGCUGUGGGUUUGGCCAUCGCUGGAUUUGUGGCUGUUGUUGCCGCCGUUGUGGGUUUCUGGGCGAGCUGUUUGCACACCUACUGCUUCCUCACCAUCUAUUUUCUGAGCGUAGUGGUGCUGCUGCUGGCGGAGUCUGUCAUCUGUCUGGCCAUCACACUGUGGCCCCACUGUUUGGGCAUUAGUCUGGAUGAGGCACAGAUGGUGAAGGCGCUGCAACGCAACUAUGGUGUGCCCGGCCAGGAGCAGUUCACCAAUGCCAUGGACUUGGCCCAGACCCGCUUCGGUUGCUGUGGCAUGCGUAGCUCCGUGGACUAUGACACAGCGCUGUGGCGCCUGCAGGGCUAUGGCCAGCGCAACUGGGCCGUGCCCCUCAGCUGUUGUGUCCUGUCCAAUGCACCACAACCGCUCGCCUUUCUUGAUCCCCAGCCGGCCAAUGAGUCGCAGUGCCAGUCGCUGGAGCGUUCUAUCCACGAGCGGGAACGCUACACGGAAUCGUGCCUGGAGCAUUUGAAUGGCUGGUAUCGGGAGCAAUAUGGUAUCUUUUUGGCCGCCAGUCUUGUGCUCGCCCUAGUGGAGUUCAGUGUCCUGCUGGGCAUCAUACUCACCUGCACGGGCAUUGCCUCGCGACGUGCCCGCUUGGAUAAGACGAUACCUACACUGAGUCAGAGGGGCAGAAGACGACCCACGGCAAAGUCGCGUCAGGCGCUCGUCGACAACAUCUACGAAUCGGAGGUGCAACUGCGUCAUGGAUCUGCACAGGGAUCGGGUGCAGGUCAAGACAUGAGCCGGCAUGUCAGCAGCGAAGACUUCAAGGAGCUGUACGUGCAGCCGAGGGAUCUCUACAAGCAGCGCCAUAACACCACCUUCAAGCCCAUUGCCAGCGAUUAUCAGACGCCAACCAGAAGUUAUUUGGUUUAGCAGAGACGAGAGGAGAAGAGCAGAGGACUAGGUGCUUCAGCUCAAGGGAAAUCACACAAAAUUAAAUAAAUAUGCAAAACCAAAGUAUUAAAACAAAAAAGAUACAAAUAAAGUACUUCAACUUAACUUGUUAUUGAUUAUAUAUAUAACAAAUAAA